Molecule: messenger RNA, 7507 nt
Organism: Pristis pectinata (smalltooth sawfish)
Lineage: Eukaryota; Metazoa; Chordata; Chondrichthyes; Rhinopristiformes; Pristidae
Gene: dlg3
Product: discs, large homolog 3 (Drosophila)
Exons: 21
Coding region: 162-2723 (853 amino acids)
Biological process (GO): chemical synaptic transmission
Cellular component (GO): neuromuscular junction; neuron projection; postsynaptic density membrane
Molecular function (GO): kinase binding
Source: RefSeq, a predicted model, not a curated record
CAAGGUCUGCCAUUAACAGCAAGAAGCAGAAAGAAGAAGGGACAAAGAACAGGGACUAUUUUCUUCUGGAUUGAAAAUAAAAAGGAAGCAUUUGACUUUUUUUUCCUUCUGACUCCAAAGGUGGAAAAUAAUAAAAUUUGAAUUGAACGAUAGUGUCAGUCAUGAAAGCAAAUUUGCACAAGAACCAUCACUGCUGCAAGUGCCCAGAGUGCUAUGAGGCGACCAGGAUGGCAGCUCUCCGACGUAUGGAACCACAGAAUUACACUGAAUGGCAGCACGAACCGUAUGGAUAUGGUGGCUUCAGUUCCCAGACACUGCCAUCUUCAACAGGAGCUGCCGGCAGGAAUAAAACCAAGCUCAUCCCAACCUCCCGUGAUAGCGGGCCGAUUAAAAGCCAAAAUAAGAGCGUACCUAAGGUGAAUGGCAACAGUGGGGGAUGGUGGCCGGAGUGUACUUGUUCUACACGUGACUGGUACGAACAGGCAAACCCUCCUCCCAUUAUUGUGAAUGCUGAUUCACUGGAUAGUGGACCUUAUGCUAAUGGAAGUGAUGGAAUGUACAAAUAUGAAGAGAUAAUUCUGGAACGUGGUAAUUCAGGCCUGGGGUUUAGCAUUGCUGGAGGAAUCGACAAUCCUCAUAUUCCAGAUGAUCCAGGGAUUUUUAUUACCAAAAUUAUCCCUGGUGGGGCCGCUGCUAUGGAUGGACGACUUGGGGUCAAUGACUGUGUACUACGAGUCAAUGAUGUGGAUGUUUCUGAAGUUGUUCACAGUAAAGCAGUGGAGGCACUGAAGGAUGCAGGACCUGUUGUUCGACUUCUAGUCCGCAGAAGGCAGCCAGCUACGGAGGCUAUAUUAGAAGUGAAUCUUUUGAAAGGACCCAAAGGCCUAGGUUUCAGUAUUGCGGGAGGGAUUGGAAAUCAGCACAUUCCUGGAGAUAACAGUAUCUAUAUUACCAAAAUCAUUGAAGGUGGAGCAGCCCAAAAAGAUGGUAGACUGCAAACAGGAGAUCGGCUACUUGCUGUCAAUAAUAUCAGCCUGCAGGAGGUACGGCAUGAAGAAGCUGUGGCAGCUCUCAAGAACACUUCAGAUAUGGUCUAUUUGAAAGUUGCUAAACCUGGAGGCAGCCACCUUAAUGAUGUAUACGCACCUCCUGACUAUGCCAGCACAUUUUCAACCCUCACAGAUAAUCAUGUGAACUCUGGUAUGGGUUACAUGGGUGGAGUUGAGAACAAACCCACAUAUCCACUGCCAGCAAUCACUUCAGGCCGUUACUCUCCAGUUCCUCGGCAUGUAAUGGGAGAUGACGACUUUACAAGAGAACCAAGAAAGAUCGUUCUCCACAAAGGAUCAACGGGUUUAGGCUUUAACAUUGUCGGUGGCGAAGAUGGUGAAGGGAUCUUUGUUUCGUUCAUUCUGGCAGGUGGACCAGCAGACCUCAGUGGAGAGCUACGAAGAGGAGAUCGGAUUUUAUCUGUAAAUGGUGUUAACCUUCGGAGCGCUACACAUGAGCAGGCAGCAGCUGCACUGAAAAGAGCUGGUCAGACUGUGACCAUCGUAGCUCAGUACCGACCAGAAGAGUACAGCCGCUUUGAGUCCAAAAUCCAUGACCUUAGGGAACAGAUGAUGAACAGCAGUAUGAGCUCUGGAUCUGGCUCCCUGCGGACUAGUGAAAAACGCUCACUUUAUGUCCGCGCUCUCUUUGACUAUGAUAGAACCAAGGACAGUUGUCUGCCGAGCCAAGGAUUGAGCUUCUUGUAUGGUGAUAUUUUACAUGUCAUUAAUGCCUCUGAUGAUGAAUGGUGGCAAGCACGACUUGUUACACCUCGUGGUGAAAGUGAGCAGAUUGGUGUCAUACCCAGCAAGAAACGAGUUGAAAAAAAAGAGAGAGCAAGAUUAAAAACAGUAAAAUUCCAUGCCCGUCCUGGAGUAAUUGAAAUGAAAGGGUCAUCCAGAGCCAAGCGUAAAAAGAGCUUCCUCUUGUCUCGAAAGCUUGCCUUCUACAAGAGCAAAGAGAAUAUUGUGCAGGAGCACACAGGUGACCAUGACCAAUGUAUGACAUCCAACACCAGUGACAGUGAAAGUAGCUCCAAGGGUCAGGAUGAUACUGUUCUAUCCUAUGAGGCAGUAACACGCCUGGAGAUUCACUAUGCUCGACCAAUAAUAAUUCUGGGACCAAUGAAGGACAGAAUCAAUGAUGAUCUGAUCUCCGAAUUCCCAAAUAAGUUUGGUUCCUGUGUACCUCAUACCACCAGAUCAAGACGUGAAAAUGAAAUUGAUGGGCAAGAUUACCAUUUUGUAACCUCCCGAGAACAGAUGGAGAAAGACAUUCAGGACAAUAAGUUCAUUGAAGCUGGGCAAUAUAAUGACAAUCUUUAUGGGACUAGCAUUCAGUCUGUUAGAGCUGUAGCUGAGAGAGGAAAACACUGCAUCCUUGAUGUGUCUGGGAAUGCGAUUAAGAGGUUACAGCUUGCACUACUUUAUUCCAUUGCCAUUUUCAUCAAACCAAGAUCUGUGCAAUCCCUCAUGGAAAUGAAUAAACGACAAACUGAAGAACAGGCCACCAAAACUUUUGAGAAAGCAUUGAAGCUGGAGCAGGAAUUUGGAGAAUUUUUCACAGCUAUUGUACAGGGAGAUUCAUUAGAGGAGAUAUACAACAAAAUUAAACAGGUCAUUGAAGAACAGUCUGGUCCCUACAUCUGGAUUCCUUCAUCUGAAAAACUCUAGCAUGGCCCAAUGUUUAGAGAGAAGAUGUUGUUGGGGGAAAAGUUUCCCCUUUUAAGAUAUGUUGCAUAUCAAGUUUUAUCUUUCUCAUUAUGUUAUUAUGAAUCGUCGCUGUGGCUGUUUCCAUACUGCAUGGUUUUUAUGGAAUUCCAUCAACGACAUGGAAAUGCACACCUGAGUAUUUUAAAGAACAUCUUCAGGAAAUGGGACCAGGAUUGCAUUGACUUUGUAUGUUUGUAUUACCUGAAGAUCAGCUACGAAAGUUUCAUAUGGACUAAGCGGUGGUUUUAAAGAACCAGUGUUCACAGGGUUAUCAGUACCAUUCCUUAAAAAUGAUCUUUCUGAAAUUUCCUAAUGCAGAUGGGUUUGAAAGGAGAAAAGAAAACCACUCUACUCCUCUGUGAUUACACAUAGCAGUGCUUUUAAAGACACACAAUUCCUCACCUCAGGAGGAGGAGGAAGAGAAUGAAAACUAGAAUUUAAAUCAUUGUGGUACUUUAGAUGAAAAUAUAAAGUGAUAAUUUUCAACAUAUUAAAUUGCACAUUGUUUUACACAUCAAAACAUGGUUGUAUGCAUGGACAUUUUACAUUUUUUUUUUGCUGUUUUUUAAAAAAGUGAUUUGAGUAAAAGCUGACAGACGAUAAAGAAAUUGUAAGUUGUUCUGACUGCUGUUCACACAUGGCUUUGUACGAAUGAAAUGGUAGAAAUGUAUCGUGUCUUUGUCCAAAAUGCCCUUUUGUGGAAUCAACUGGAUUUAAUUUGAAUUUGUAGUGGUCAGGAAACACAUCUACUAUAUCACUACCAAACUAAAAAUAACUUUACAAAGAUAAUCACAGAUCUAAUCUACCUUUUUUGUCAAUACACAAUGUGAGUUCUUAGUUCUUUAAUGUAUUUAUAUACAAUUGUUGCACAAAGUUCUCUGGUGAGGGAACCCAGAUAGAUCUUCUGUUUUGAAGUUCUCCCGAAUAAAAGUAGAACAACCUAAUAGAAAUUUUGUGUAAACAACUGGGCCAGUUGUUUUACCUAAAAAGCAUGAAGGACUGAGAAUAUGGCUUUGUUCAAAGGUAGUCUUAGAGUUUUUGAACUGGUAUCUAAAUUGGGCAGACUGAGUGCAUUCUUUUUAAAGCGCUAUGCCUAUUUUUACUCAGAAGAGUUUUAGUAUUUUACUGGGGGUGGGAUGUAAGCAGGGGACAGACAACAAGGUUAUUAGUGGUGAAGACAUGCAAUUGAUGUUUGAAAUGUGUGCCAGUCCCAUGAAUAAGGUGCAUAUCUUUGGGCAUGGCAAUCAUUUAAAUAGAAAGCAAAUAUGAGAGUUCAGAGAACUCUUCAGCUGCCAUACUUCCUCUUGCAGUAGGGUUAGUUUGUUCAUCUUUGGAGCAUAUGACUGACUCCUAUCUAUCACUUACAUUGGUUUAAAUUUAAUCACAGUAAUCAUUGCUGCAAUCCAUAAGAUAUCACCAUUGCUGUAAACUCAAUUAUUUAUACAUUUCUAGUGUAAUAAUCAAGCUGAAACUUUGAUCAACAAAGUAAUUAAUCAGUAGAUAUCCCCACAAGAUGACUGUGUCACACAUAAGUGCAGUUAUUCCAGGCCUUUUAUGUGGACUACUGUUUUAUGUUCAGCUGUUGUUACCUAUAAUGUAAAAUUUGUUUUCUAAUGGUAAUUAGAACAGUUCACACAGCAACAAAAUGGAUAGGUAAAUAGGAAACAUUGCUGAAUUGACUGAGAGGAAGCCUUGCUGGCUUCCAUUUUAUUUAGUCCAACUUCAUAUAUUGACGGGGUUAGACCAAUGUGUAGUAAAUGAUUCAUAGUUUUGGGCAGAAGGGGAGAUCAAGUGCCUAUGUUGUAACACUGAAGGCCAUUCUGCAUUGGAUUCAUUUCCCCUCUUAACUGCACCACAGGAAUAUCUUUCAAAUGUUCCACUUUUGUGGUUGAGUUUUGUUUCCUUCCAGAUCUGCAGAUAACAGGCUAUAAUAUUUUAUUUUUAAUUAAGCAUUUUUAAUUCUCAGGGUUUUCAGUGAAGUAACUUUGAUAAUUGGCCUAAACCAUGUCCAUUAGAAUGGGGCUUGUGUGCCUGUCUAACUAGGCAGUUAUUGUAUAUAGUAAUAGGAAUGACAUAAAGAUUGGAAUGCUGACUUGCACGCAGUGGAAGGAUACUUACCAAUAUAUUGCAGGUGGACUCCUAUCCAUUUUCCCUAUUUUUUCUGGUGGGGUGAAUAUUUUACUUCCAUCACAAAAUGUCUCAAAGUAAACCAGCAACCAAGCAGUAUCAUCUAAAUAGAGUACAAUUUUCAACUAUUGCCCCCUAGACUUCUACACUAUCAAUUAUAACCAUGCUUUCACAGUUGACAAUGGCACAAUAUCAUUGCGGUUAAUUUUGCCCAAUCAGCAAACCAUAAAGAUCUACAAAGUGAAAUGGUUAAAAAUACUAGAGACCAAUGUGGCAGACCUCAGUGAAGUGAAAUGCAAUUUGUCCAGUGGAAAAAUCCAAAAGGUUUAGUGUUGGAAUGCAAGUUUAGGACCUUUGAUUUGCACUAACUGAAAGUUGAUUCCACCAGUGGAUAGUUAAAAUGAGCUCCAUUGUCAUUUUACAUUUUGUGCCUGGAUUUCCAUUGAUUCUGCUUAGUUAUCCCAAUUCAUUUUUUUUAAAUAAAAGUUUUUUUGGUAUCUGCAUCAAUGAAAUUAGUAGUCAUUUUACUUUUAAAAUAAUUGUGGCCUGUGUUAAUUUAUCUGAGCAACAUGUUUUAAAAUUAUUUUGCCACAUUAAAAUGUAAAAGUUGCAUUUCCCUAGUUGUCUUAAGUGUUAUAAACCCCACAUUAUCAUUUUUCUGUAUAUUACAGGCCAGGCUGUGGAAGUUCCCCUGGUGACUAAUAAUGUGCAAGACAUUUGAUGCUCAAAUUGUCUGUAAUGUAAUAGUUACUAAAUUCAGUGGUAUUUGACACUUCACCUUUACUAUCCAAAACCUCAUUCUGCAGCCAGGUUUGUUAUUGCAAGUACUAAGUCCUAGAAGUUGCAGUGUUUACGGUCUUUAAAAUUACUUUGUACAUUGUUUUAACAAAAACAUUAACCAUUUUAAAAAAAUGGAAUUAGUAUAAUUUCCAAGCUAAAAUGUGCUGUAUACCUGCUGUCCUGUUCAGUUGAUGAAUAUUGUGCAGUUAUAUGUAUUAGAAAUUAGCCUGCACAUAUUAGUCCAGCAAGGCAAUUGAAGAUUGUGGACGGGGAAUACUUACCAAAAGUUAAAAUUAAACUUUAGGGUAAUGAGAGGGCUAACCAUUUUCAAUUUAUUUUACUUGUUCAUUAUCUGCAGUACAUGGUAUCAGAUUGGAAGAAAAAUUCUGGUCUUUAAAAGAGGAUGUCCUUUUUCAGUUAGUAUUUCCAACUCUGCCCAAUCUUAUUACAAAAUGCUGUGGUAUUCAAGAUAAAUUGAGGACAAUGUUUUCUAACUGAAGUUAUGAAGCUGGACAUUUUUAUGUGCAUCACACAGUAAAGUACAAGCUGUAGAGUUUAUUUUAAAGGUUCGAAACAGGAUUCUAAGGGGGUAUUAAGUAGUUUUAACUGGUGUCUAAGCACGAUCGUAAGAAUAUUUUUUUAAAACAAAGAACGUGUUAUCAUUUAUCAAGACAUUCAUUGGGAUUGAUUAUUUGGCAAAUUUCCAAUAAACAAUUGCCGUAGUCCCGUAGUUUUUAGAAAGAUGCUAGUGAUUUCAUCCCUGCUAAAUAGUUCUAGCCAGCUAACAGUUUGUUACAAUUGCUUCAAAGGCUAAAUUCUGCACAGUCAAAACAUUCUCAGAUUUCAAUUAUGAGGGAGAAUUCAGCAUUGAAAUGCUUAUGAAUAUUGAUCUGAUGUCUGCACACUGUCACUAUCAGUAACACUUCUCUAUUGCUAUGCUCCAUAAGCCAUUUAGGUUGGAAUUGGGGGAAAUAUUGUAAAGGGAAUGUUACCAGUAUCACUUCAUGUGGGCAUAAAGUAAACAUGCAAAUUCAUUGACCUAGGCAAGCAUGCCACUGGAAAUAAUAACAGAAAAAAGCAAUGAAUAUUAUGUGCAGACCAGAUUUUCUAAAAAUCAAGAGUAUGGAAGUAAAGUACUAUGUAGACAAACAGCAUCUAUUAGUAACAACUCUUCAUAGUAACUGUGAUAUAUUACUUACCUUUAGUCCUUGCUGUAAUGAAAAUUCACAUGGUUUCCAGGUGGAAUCACAUCAUUAGCUUUACUGGAGUAUGAACAGACAAAUUAAUAGUCAAAUGGAUUAGUGUGCUACACAUGCAUAUAUUUGAAUGAAGUAUUGAAUGACCUGCAGGGGCUUCCCUGCAGAUCAUUCAAUACACACACACGUUCUGAUUGGCAAUCUGAAGCCCAGCUAAAUUAAAUUUUGCCUUUAGUUGUUACGUGUUCAUUUUAUGCCCAGCAAAAUAAAAGCUGCCAAAAAAAGUCUGCAGCAUUGGAUUUUAAUCUUUGUGUCAUAAACGUAUAAACUGUUUAAACAAAGUAGCUGUGGUUGGGAAUCUCCUGUAGUAAAUAGUAAUGAAGCUAUUCUUUCUCCCAGCUCUGCAAUUAUAUGCGAAUGGUUGGAAAGUUUUUAUAAAAAAACUCCAAUUUGGAAUUGGUUCUGUAAUCCAGGAAUUAUGAUGAGAAAUCUGGCUACAGAUGUAGAAGAGUCUUUUUAUAAACCCUUUAAUGCAUAACAUUCCCCGAUUACACUGUGUGGAAUAACUUUAGGGUUCCAGCUAUUGGAAUAGUGGCAAAUUGAAAGGAAUAAUGUUUUAUUCCAGAUUAUUUAAAAAAAUGG